Myotis brandtii (Brandt's bat) is the source of this 3991-nucleotide messenger RNA. RefSeq names its product pleckstrin 2 (gene PLEK2). Lineage: Eukaryota; Metazoa; Chordata; Mammalia; Chiroptera; Vespertilionidae. The record is from RefSeq and is a predicted model, not a curated record. Gene Ontology annotation, biological process: actin cytoskeleton organization; intracellular signal transduction. The transcript is spliced from 10 exons. Gene Ontology annotation, cellular component: plasma membrane. Bases 151 to 1233 code for a protein of 360 amino acids.
GGGCUGACAGAGAGGGGUGGCUGUGCUCUCCUUUCCAUUGCCGCCUCGGGUGGCCAGAUCGGCCCUGGAGUCUCCAUGUCCGUAGACACCCCCCCAUCCUCUGGUCUGUUCUAGAAACAGGCUCUCUGCCUUCAUUGGACUGUGCUAUCCAUGGACUCUAUGGUCCUUCUGAGAGCUCCCAAACUACCCUGCCUUGUAGGCCUGGCGCGGCAGGGUCACAUUGUCCACAACUGGAAGGCGCGAUGGUUCGUCCUUCGGCAGAACACGCUGCUGUACUACAAGCUCGAGGGGGGUCGGAAGGUGAACCCUCCCAAGGGCCAGAUCCUCCUGGAUGGCUGCACCAUCACCUGCCCCUGCCUGGAGUAUGAAAAUCGACCCCUCCUCAUUAAGCUGAAGACUCGCACAUCCACAGAAUAUUUCCUGGAGGCCUGUUCUCGGGAGGACAGGGACGCCUGGGCCUUUGAGAUCACAGGGGCGAUUCACGCUGGGCAGCCGGGGAAGGUCCAGCAGCUCCACAUACAGAGAAACUCCUUCAAGCUGACCCCUCACAUCAGCCUGCAUGGCAUCGUGGACAAGAUGCACGACAGCGGGAGUGGAAUCCGGCCAAGCCCCAACCUGGAGCAGGGAAGCACCUACAAAAAGACCUUCAAUGGCUCCUCCCUGGUGGACUGGCUCAUCUCCAACGGCUUUGCAGCCAACCGUCUGGAGGCCGUGACCCUGGCCUCCAUGCUCCUGGAGGAGAACUUCCUGAAGCCAGUCGGCGCCCGGAGCACGGGAGCCGUGCGCUCUGGGGACCUGGCCGAGCAGUUCCUGGAUGACUCCACGGCCCUGUACACCUUUGCUGAGAGCUACAAGACGAAGAUAAGUCUCAGGGAAGACAUUAAUCUGAGCACCAUGGAGUUGAGUGGCACGGUGAUAAAGCAAGGCUAUCUGGCCAAGCAGGGCCACAAGAGGAAGAACUGGAAGGUGCGGCGCUUUGUUCUGAGGAAGGAGCCGGCGUUCCUGCAUUACUACGACCCUUCCAAAGAAGAGAACCGGCCAGUGGGUGGGUUUUCCCUUCGUGGUUCACUCGUGUCUGCUCUGGAGGACAAUGGCGUUCCCACCGGCGUUAAAGGGAACGUCCAGGGAAAUCUCUUCAAAGUGAUUACUAAGGACGACACACACUAUUACAUCCAGGCCAGCAGCAAGGCUGAGCGAGCCGAGUGGAUCGAAGCUAUCAAAAAGCUAACGUGACGGGGACCUGAGAGACCAGGACCAGGAUUCCUCCCACCUUCCAGAUGACACCGACAGAGGUUCCCAGAAAAUGAGUGUUAAUGUAACUUUAUUUUGUACUGUUUCGGAGUGAGUCUACUGAAGAGUUUCCUAGAUUACAAUGGGCAACGGUGCUAUUUCCUUCCCCACCUUCAUGUUAACAACCUGGAAAUGCUAGAACAGCCAUUAGGCGUCAGCAUGUUGACUUUCGCCAAUCAUCACAGCCGGCCAUUCCUUGGGCACCAAAGUAGGUUUGCCUUAUAACACUAACUGGCCACAUUAUACUACUAAAUAAAGCUAGUCUCAUGGCACUGCCUCUGAAAUGCUGUCAACAGCUAUUAACUCCUUCUUUAGGAUUAAUAAAAAUUGGCAUUUGUUUCUGGCUAUUAGAAUUCCCUUCCAAAGUUUCAGUUUUCAAAGGUUUUUCAUGCUUGAGACUAUAGGAAGUAAGCGAGGUGAUUAUGAAGACACCUCAAGUGAUCUCUGUGACUAAGACAUGCUUUAUUGCAAAGUGGGAUGGUGGCAAAAUUUUGCUUGAACAUUCAUAGAAUAUUGUUUUCCUUUGAAAAAUAAGCUUGCAUUAAGUAUUACACAUCACAGAAAAAGCAUGGACUCAGUUGAAGAUAUUAGUGACACAUACUAAAAAAAGGGUAAAAUUAUAGCUUUCCUGUGGAAAAUACCAUAUAGAAAGAAGCAGAGCAGAGCUCUCUAAAGGACAGAGAAAGAUAAAAACAGGAAAAGAGUUAAAUCAAGGCAUGAAAUAUUUGGUUUUAAAGUGAACAUUGAGACAAAUAUUGUUGGAAGGUUAACCUGCAGUAGUGAAAAGUCUGUAUCAUACAAUUAUUUUAAAAAACAUUUUUAUUGCUUUCAAGUUCAUACAGUAAACUGGCACAAGAUACUGCCAGCAUUCUUGCUUAGUACAAGUACUUAGACUUCCUUUAAUGAAUAGGUUAAGAUCUGUAACUGACACUUAAGGGGACUAGAUACUUCCGAAGUAAACAUUUGUCCUUGGUUUGAACUAUUCUCUUAAUUUCAACUAUAAUACUUCACCUGAGUGAUCAGAAUUCCAAGCAAAUGAGGUUUUACUUCAUUCCUUAGAUUGUAAAGAGAUUGCCUUUUAGAGCACCAUUUUCCGUUUGGCAUUUUACCAGGUCUAAUGUCCCUGGAAUUAGUUUAUUGCUUUUGGGAUAUCAACAGUUUAUCUGAAUUUGACUGUAUUUGGUUUGAUGGCUUCUUCUCUAAACUGGUACAACUGUACCACACUGCGUAGGACAGAGUCCUCACGCAUUUAAAAUAGAUGACCAUCACCUUGAGGCAAAUCAGGGAACAACUCUUAUCAAGGUACUAGUAUGUUAAUUUUUAAAAUCCCAAACCAUUUGAAGUCAACUGUUUUUGAUGUCAAAGUAGCUAAAUCGAGAAUGUUUGAAAGUCUACCAGCUGAGUAAUAACUGUAUUGCUAAGCACAAUGUAGUGCUUAGCAUGUCUCUGUAGGUUCCCACUUAGAAUUAUCCAAAGUAUUGGUUUGUCUUGUUUUGGUAUAAAAGAUAAAAAAUGGUUUGAAUGUUUUUUGUCAGCCAUUCUCAAUUAAUUAUGCAUUAAGAACCAAGCUAUUGCUAAGGUUCAGUUUUGAGUUGAUAACCACUUGACCUCAGUCCAAAGCAGAACAGGAAGUAGAUGAAGUUGUCCAAUUUUAAUGAAGAGGUUUUUUAGGGGGAGAUCCAAGAUUUGGAUAAACUGGUCACUUGCCUUUGAAAAUCUGUUGCUUCAGUUAUCUGGAGCUGGGUGUGUUAUCGUGUCCUUUAAAAGUGAUACUUUUAGGUCAGCAAGGUAUAUGUAUGCUUUAAGUUUAGUUAGUUCUAUCACUGAGGUAUCAAUCUUUUCUCUGGCAAGGGUCAUGAAUUUGCAACUAUUGUGGAACUGAAAAGGCCUGCAUGGAUAAAUUCACUCACCAUGAAGGCUACCAGCAUUUCUCAUUAGUUUUUGAAGUAUAAAAAUAUUCAGUAAACAAAAAUCCAAUUCCCUGUCGAUAGCAAACAUUUAAGGAGCACCUGCUAUAUUUUGAUGACAUCUGCUGUGAGCUUUACAGACUUUUUUGACUUCUCAAAAAGACCCAAGGUGAAAAUUAUGUGCUAAUUUUGAAUAUAUCCUGAUUUUCCUCUAAAUAUUCCCAGUAUGGUAUGCUAGCUAGCAACCAUGGCUCCCUUGUGGAGAUGGCUGUAUGAAGUCAGCUUUUGGAUUGGGACAACCUUCACAUAUGGCACAAACUGUCUCAUCAACACUAUUUUCCAGUCCCUUUAAUAUUGAAUCUAGUCCUGGAUUGAUGAAGGUGGAUACAGUUUCAUUUUCUAAGUAUUUAAAUGGCUAUUCGUCAGAAUAAUUUAAUAAAAUUAAUAUAUCUAGUACCUCAAGUACACGGAGAUUAAAUCUACGAAGACCUAAGUAACUCAAGACUUUCUAAACCCUGGUUAUUGUAGCUGUAAGUUCAAACCAUGUGUUUUCUAUGAAUGAAUUUAUUUACCUUUAAAUUUAUAUACCUUUAAAAUAACUAGUUCUUAAAGAUAAAAAUGAUGGAAACGUAGAAAAAUCAUGGUAAUUGUGUUCAAACAGAUCCCUAUUCCGUUAUAAAGAAAACUGAAGCUCUCUAGAUGACACCUAGUGAAUAUUUUAAUGGGGGGGAAAAAAUCUCAAGUUGGGUGAUGAGACUCAAAAUAACUAAAGCAGCAGCAUCUUAAAAAACAAA